Molecule: messenger RNA, 2087 nt
Organism: Papaver somniferum (opium poppy)
Lineage: Eukaryota; Viridiplantae; Streptophyta; Magnoliopsida; Ranunculales; Papaveraceae
Product: pentatricopeptide repeat-containing protein At4g38010-like
Exons: 1
Coding region: 19-1734 (571 amino acids)
Biological process (GO): RNA modification
Molecular function (GO): protein binding; RNA binding
Source: RefSeq, a predicted model, not a curated record
AAUCUUUAAAUUGAAAGCAUGAGCAAAAAGUCAUUAUGGGGCCUCAUCCAAAGAUGCAAUGACAAAGGAUUAAUCAGAAAAAUCCAUGCACAACUAAUCACUUCAGGUGAAUUCCUCAAUCAAAUCCAUUACUGUACAACUAAUUCUUUCUUUAUCAACGCAUUGAUUUCUGGGUAUGCAUCUACUAGCGCAUCAGGUUCAGCCAUUUUAGUCUAUAAACAUGUAAGAAAGAAUCUAGGUUUUGUACCCGAUCUUUAUACUUUUCCUGCUCUUCUAAAAGCGUGUUCAAGGACAUAUGGAACUAAAGAAGGUAAACAGCUACAUGGGGUUGUUUUCAAAAUGGGUAUAUUAUCACCAUUUGAUUUAUUUGUACAGAACUCUCUCCUCCACUUUUAUGGUGUUUGUGGUCAGUGUAAUGAUGCAGCUAUACUGUUUGAUGAAAUGCUUGUUAGAGAUGUGGUAUCUUGGACUGGUUUGAUUUCUGGUUAUGUGAAGGCAGGACUUUUUAGCCAGGCUGUAUUGGUUUUCUCGAAGAUUGAUGUGGAACCAAAUACUGCUACUCUUGUUAGUAUUCUCGUCGCUUGUGGGAGGUCGAAUAAUCUUCAUAUGGGUAUGGGAUUGCAUGGAUUGAUGUUUAAACGUGAUUUUGGAACGAAUUUGGCUGUGGGUAAUGCUGUAAUGGAUAUGUAUGUUAAGUGUAACUGUUUGGACGAGGCUCGACAGGUUUUUGAUGAGCUCGGCGGUAAUAGAGAUGAGGUUUCUUGGACUUGUAUAAUAAGUGGUUUUGUGAAGUGUGAACGUCCCAAAGAAGCAUUGGAGUUUUUUGAUGCAAUGCAAGAGUCUGGACUGGAACUGGACAAAAUUACUUUAGCUACUGUGCUCGGAGCGUGUGCAAGCUUAGGUGCAAUUGACCAAGGUAGAUGGGUUCAUGAGUAUAUUGAACAUAAAGGGAUCGAAUGGGAUGAUCACAUAGAAACUGCAUUGGUUGAUAUGUAUUCAAAGUGUGGCUGUAUAGAUUUGGCAUUGAGUAGUUUCAGGCGUAGCCAUAAAAGGAAAAAUUUCUCUACAUGGAAUGCAUUACUAGGAGGCUUAGCGAUGCACGGUCAUGGGAAAAUAGCACUAGAUCAUUUCAAUGAAAUGAUAAGUUGUGGUGCAAGGCCCAACGAGGUUACAUUUCUGGCCAUACUGAGUGCUUGUUGUCAUUCAGGGUUGGUCGAUGAAGGUCGUAAGCAGUUUUCAAGAAUGGAAAAAGAUUAUAAUUUGAGUCCAGGGAUAGAGCAUUAUGGAUGUAUGGUUGAUCUGUUAGGUCGCGCUGGGCUGUUGGAUGAAGCUCGAGAACUCAUUAAGGUUAUGCCAAUGAAACCUGAUGUGAUGAUAUGGGGAGCACUGCUGAGUGCUUGUAAAGCCUACGGAAAUGUUGAGAUGUCUAAGAAAAUACAAAGGGACAUUGCUGAGAUGGAAGAUGAUUUUGAACAUCACCAGGAUAGUGGAGUCUAUGUAAUGCUGUCAAAUAUUCAUGCUACUAGUGACAGAUGGGAAGACGUAACGAGAAUAAGAAAGUUGAUGAAGAAAAAGGGUAUAAAGAAAUCGCCAGGGUCGAGUAUUAUUCAAGUUGAUGGGGAAUCUCAUGUAUUCUUGGUAGGAGAUAAGAAUACAAGUAAACAUCCUCAGCAAAAGGAGAUUCAUCAAGUACUGAACAUGCUAGCCAAACAACAAUCUACGCGCAUGGCUUGAAGGUAAACAGUCCUGUAGAGGAUCUGAAACAUUUAAAUUUUUUUAGGCCCUUGGAGAUUUCUCCUCAAUGCAUAGUCUGCAGUAUUAUGAGAAAACUUGUCAACUUUCUGCACCUAUAAUGCUAGUUCGAAUCACAUCCUCGAAUCCGUAGAACAUAAACAUCAAAAGCAGGCAUGAAGGUAAACAUGUCUGCUGCUUUGUUCACAUCCUCGAAUCCGUAGAACAUAAACAUCAAAAGCAGGCAUGAAGGUAAACAUGUCUGCUGCUUUGUUGUAUAUCAGAAUGUACAUGGUGUCCACUACAAGAGGCCAUAUUAAUAAUAAAUACAUAAUGAGAAUUUAAAUUUCAAUUUA